Truncatella angustata is the source of this 1080-nucleotide messenger RNA. RefSeq lists its product as uncharacterized. The record is from RefSeq and is a predicted model, not a curated record. The transcript is spliced from 3 exons. The coding region runs from base 1 to 1080 and encodes 359 amino acids. NCBI's taxonomy places the organism in Eukaryota, Fungi, Ascomycota, Sordariomycetes, Amphisphaeriales, Sporocadaceae.
AUGGCAACCGCACAGCCCGUAGUCGUGUCUCUGCGUGACCUGCAGACUGGCUCUGUUUCCGAUGAGACCCUCCAGGAGGCUUUCGGACCCGAGUCCUUGGGCAUUUUAGUCGUCAAGGACGUGCCGCAAGAGUUUGCAGGACUACGGCAUAAGCUCCUGUCGUACGCCUCGUACAUGGGCAACCUCAACGAGGAGGAUUUCUUGAAGUUCACAAACGAGGCAGCCAAGUACCUGGUCGGAUGGUCGAAAGGCCAGGAGCGGUUAAAGGACGGUGGUGCCGACGAUCUGAAGGGCUCCUUCUACGCCAACUGUGCUUUCUAUGUCGACCCUAGCCGUGAGGCACCAGAACCAACGGCGCAGUUCACGCUGGAGGACUUCCCCGAGUAUUUGGCGCCUAACUCCUGGCCGCCGAAGGAGAUGCUUCCUGGCUUCAAGCCCGCGAUGGAAGCGCUCUGCAGUCUCAUAAUCGACACGGCUGUUCUGGUCGCGAGGGCAUGCGACAGGUUCGCCGAGAAGGAGAUCCCAGAGUACCCCAAAUCGUACUUGGAGCACACCGUGAAGACGUCGUCUACUAGCAAAGCGCGACUGCUGCAUUACUACCCCAUGACCGAAGAAGUCAUGGCUAAAGGGGCUGGCGACGACAACUGGUGUGCCGUGCACAAGGAUCACGGAUGCCUUACUGGCUUGACGUCGGCCAUGUUCAUCGACGAGGAGAGGGUGAACGCCAAGGUGCCGAGUUUCGGCGACAAGGCGCCGGAGUCGCUGGAUACGCUCGAGGAACUGUCUCAGUCGCCUGACCCGCAAGCAGGCCUCUGGAUUAAGUCGAGGAAGGGAGAGCCUGUUCAGGUCAAGAUCCCGAGAGACUGCAUAGCGUUUCAGACAGGCGAGACACUGGAGAGGAUCACGCGAGGCAAGUUUAAGGCUGUGGAGCAUUCCGUCCGAGGAGCAUAUGCCAAAGGUGUGGCGAGGAAUACCCUGGCCGUCUUCACGCAACCGAACCUGGAAGACGAAGUGGACUUGGAUCAGCACAUCACUUUCGGCGAGUUUGCAAGGGGCAUCAUCGCCAAAAACACAGUUUAA